Solanum lycopersicum (tomato) is the source of this 807-nucleotide messenger RNA. RefSeq lists its product as uncharacterized. Gene Ontology annotation, molecular function: RNA-DNA hybrid ribonuclease activity; nucleic acid binding. NCBI's taxonomy places the organism in Eukaryota, Viridiplantae, Streptophyta, Magnoliopsida, Solanales, Solanaceae. The record is from RefSeq and is a predicted model, not a curated record.
AUGGCCAUCGACAUGAAUUUCUAUGAGUUGUUAGUUAUUGGAGAUUCAGAUCUUCUGAUUCAUCAUGUUCAAGAAGAAUGGGAUGUGAAGAACCCAAACAUUAUACUUUACGUACAGUAUGUGCAGAAGUUGUUCAAAAGAUUUUAUAAGAUCGAGUUCAGACAUACUCCUGGAAUACAGAAUGAAUUAGCCCAUGAUCUUUCCACCAUCGCUUCGUUGACUAAACAUCCGGACACAAAUUAUAUUGAUCCUCUGGAUAUAGUGUUGAAAAAACAUUCAGUCUAUUGUUCCCAUGUUGAAGCAGAACAAGACGGAUUGCCUUGGUAUUUUGAUAUAAAGAAGUACUUGGAGUCUGGAACUUAUCUCGAAGACAUUACGUCCAAUAAGAAGAAGUUGAUACGCCGUAUGGCUCUCAAUUUCAUUAUAAGUGGAGAAGUCCUUUAUAGGAGGACUCCAGAUUUGGGUCUUCUAAGAUGUGUGGAUGUUGUUGAAGCUGUGAAGCUUAUCGAACAGAUACAUGCUGGAGCUUGUGGCAUGCAUAUGAAUGGAUUCACUUUGGAAAGAAAUAUCCUACGAGCCGGAUAUUUUUGGAUGACUAUGGAGAAUGAUUGUUGCAAAAUAUCAAUUGGAGCCACUCCAUAUUUGCUACUAUAUGGAACAGAAGCAGUCAUACCUGUUGAAGUCGAGAUACCUUCUUUGAGAAUCAUUUCAGAAGCCGAGUUAAGUAAAACUGAAUGGGUUAGCAAGCGGAUUGAUCAACUAACUUUGAUUGAUAAGAAGAGAAUGGUUGUCGUCUGUCAUGGUUAA